UAUGCUGAAUACUGCAUUUUCUGAGCAAAAGAUGAGUAAUCCUGGAAUUUCCUCUUUGGCAUCACCUCGUAGAAGGUUAGAAGGCAAAGUAGCAAUCAUAACUGGUGGCGCGAGUGGCAUUGGAGCUAGCACAGCUCGCCUUUUCCAUGAAAAUGGUGCCAAGGUCGUAAUUGCCGAUAUCCAAGAUAGCCUAGGACAAGCCAUUGCCGACAAGCUUGGUGAAAAUGCCUUCUACAUCCACUGUGACGUUUCAAAUGAAGACGAUGUCAGCAACGUGGUUGACACCACCAUCUCCAAACAUGGAAAGCUUGAUAUAAUGUACAACAAUGCAGGCGUCUUCGAUCGUCCGUUAGGCAGCAUCUUGGAAACUACAAAAUCAGACUUAGAUCUCGUAGUUGGAGUAAACUUGGUCGGAGCUCUUCUAGGAGCCAAGCAUGCUGCUAGAGUCAUGAUCCCUCAGCGUAAAGGUUGUAUAAUUUUCACUGCCAGCGCUACCACAGCAGUUGCAGGGAUGGCGAGCCAUGCUUACACAGCAUCAAAAUAUGGAAUAGUGGGACUAGCUAAAAACUUGGCAGCCGAGCUAGGCCAAUAUAGUAUAAGGGUAAAUUGUGUCUCACCUUUUAUUGUUGCCACUCCCAUGUCUGCGCCUACCGAAGGUGAUGUUCAAAAAGUAGAAGCAAUUUCGAGUGCAGUGGGGAACCUCAAAGGGAAAGUGUUGAAAGCAGAGGGAGUGGCACAAGCUGCGCUAUAUUUGGCUAGUGAUGAUGCAAAUUAUGUGAGUGGAGUCAACCUUAUUUUGGAUGGAGGAUUCAGCAUUGUGAAUCCUACCAUGAUGAAUGCUUUUAACCUUGUUCCAUAAAUUGGGAAAUUUGCAAUUUGAU
Durio zibethinus is the source of this 881-nucleotide messenger RNA. RefSeq names its product (21S)-21-acetoxyl-apo-melianone synthase SDR-like. Gene Ontology annotation, molecular function: oxidoreductase activity, acting on the CH-OH group of donors, NAD or NADP as acceptor. NCBI's taxonomy places the organism in Eukaryota, Viridiplantae, Streptophyta, Magnoliopsida, Malvales, Malvaceae. The record is from RefSeq and is a predicted model, not a curated record.